This is a messenger RNA of Prunus dulcis (almond), 1197 nucleotides long. RefSeq names its product 6,7-dimethyl-8-ribityllumazine synthase, chloroplastic. The record is from RefSeq and is a predicted model, not a curated record. Gene Ontology annotation, molecular function: 6,7-dimethyl-8-ribityllumazine synthase activity. NCBI's taxonomy places the organism in Eukaryota, Viridiplantae, Streptophyta, Magnoliopsida, Rosales, Rosaceae. Gene Ontology annotation, cellular component: riboflavin synthase complex; intracellular anatomical structure. Gene Ontology annotation, biological process: riboflavin biosynthetic process. The transcript has 8 exons. The coding region runs from base 120 to 818 and encodes 232 amino acids.
GUAGGCAUUUGAGUUGAGUUGACUCUAUUCUCAUUCUCUCUUGACUAGCUGCUAGUGAGUAGAGUUAAUUGAUUCAACAGUCGAACGGUAACCUAAUUCUUGUUGAUCUGAAAAUUGAAAUGGCUACUGCUUCCGCCUCCGCUUCAACCCAGUGUUUUAACUCAUGCCUCCCACUCACUGAUAAUUGCCAUUCUCAUCCUCGUCAUGGUGGUAGCAGCAUUCUACGCCUUCAGCUGUCUCAGAUACCCAAAUCGCGCUCUCUUUCUUCAUCUUCAUCUUCCAUAGGAGGUGCAAUUGAGAGGAAGGACCAUCACCCCCAGCGUUCGUCUUUUGCACGAACUGCUGCUGUUCGCCAUCUCGUUGGUUCCGUCACCACAACUCAGGGCCUUCGUUUCGCAGUGGUUGUAGCGCGGUUUAAUGAGAUUAUCACAAAGCAGCUGUUAGAGGGAGCUCUGGCGACUUUCAAGAAUUAUUCAAUUCAAGAAGAGGAUAUUGAUGUUGUAUGGGUUCCUGGUAGCUUUGAAAUUGGUGUAGCUGCACAGAGGCUUGGAAGUUUAGGAAGAUAUCAUGCAAUUUUAUGCAUUGGAGCUGUGAUAAGAGGUGAUACAACUCAUUAUGAUGCAGUUGCUAAUUCAGCAGCAUCUGGAGUACUUUCGGCUGGAUUAAAAUCAGGAGUUCCAUGCGUUUUUGGUGUCCUAACUUGUGAUAAUAUGGAGCAGGCUUUAAACCGAGCUGGCGGUAAAUCUGGAAAUAAGGGUGCAGAGACUGCUUUGACAGCUAUUGAGAUGGCAUCUUUGUUUGAGCACCAUCUGAAGUAGUGGUAAUGUUACACUGAGGAGAGGCAGAUAAAUUCUUAAUUUGGCCAGCGUUUUCCUUUACUAGAUGUGCUUGGUUGUUGUUGUUGUUGUUCCAUUUUUGAACUGCUAAAAUAUAUGUCUUGUGGGUGAUUGAAACUCCAGCGAGGUAGCCAUGUUGUUGAUUGCUAAGCCCUGAUAAAAGCAUAGAGGCUGAAGCUGAAUUUAAAAAUAAAAAAAAAACAAGUAGCAAUGUUUGAUGUUUCGAAUAAAAGAUUUCUAUCUUGCUGGGUAGAUGUGAUUCGAUGUUGCUUUUUUUCCUAUUUGCGAACAUUCAUUGUGGUUCCUUCACCAAUUAUCUCACUUUGAGGUUGAAAUCUGAAAGGAAAGGUCGUUACCCUCA